Recurvomyces mirabilis is the source of this 1701-nucleotide messenger RNA. RefSeq lists its product as uncharacterized. Gene Ontology annotation, biological process: transmembrane transport. The record is from RefSeq and is a predicted model, not a curated record. Lineage: Eukaryota; Fungi; Ascomycota; Dothideomycetes; Mycosphaerellales; Teratosphaeriaceae. Gene Ontology annotation, cellular component: plasma membrane. Gene Ontology annotation, molecular function: transmembrane transporter activity. The coding region runs from base 1 to 1701 and encodes 566 amino acids. The transcript has 2 exons.
AUGGAAGACAUGGACGCUGUCAACUCCAAGAUCCUUGAUACUCCGGACACGACGAUUGCUGACAAUCAUGGUGAGCCUGCAGGAAAGGCGCCCGUGGAGUUCGAGCCGCUGGAGAUUGACGACAGGCCAAGUCCUCGAUCAGGGCUCAGGCUGAUCGCCAUUCUCGUGGCCCUAUAUCUCGCUCUAUUCAUUGCCGCGCUCGACCAGACGAUUAUGGCAACAUCCAUACCCACCAUAUCUUCACAAUUACACUCUGCUUCCGGCUAUGUCUGGAUAGGGGGUGCUUAUCUACUGGCCAACGCUGCUGCAGGACCAAUCUGGGCGAAAUGCUCUGAUAUUUGGGGUCGGAAGCCUGCAAUUCUUGGAGCAGUAGCCCUCUUUGCUGGUGCCAGUAUCAUGGCCGCUUUGAGUGUGAACAUGAAUAUGCUCAUUGCUGCUCGAGCUCUCCAAGGUACUGCCGGAGGAGGUCUCCUCCAACUGGUCUUCAUCACGAUCUCGGACUUGUUCAGUAUGCGGGAGCGUGUACUGUAUCUUGGCUUGACGGAAGUCCUGUGGGCCAUUGCUGGUGGUGCUGGUCCGCUCAUUGGUGGCGCUUUCACGCAACUCGUGUCCUGGCGUUGGUGUUUCUGGGUCAACUUGCCGUUCUGUGCCAUCACUUUCGCACUGUUGUUCUUCUUCCUGGAUGUGCACAACCCUCGGACACGUCUGGUAGAUGGCUUAUCUGCAAUUGACUGGUUUGGAACACUAUCACUUCUAGCUGUGAUAGUCAUGAUACUUCUAGGGCUGGACUUUGGUGGUGCAGUCUUUCCAUGGAACAGUGCUACCGUGAUAUGCCUGAUCGUCUUCGGCGCUGUUAUGAUUGGAGCAUUCCUCCUGAGUGAGAAAAAGCUGGCGAACUAUCCUCUGAUGCCCCUUGGAAUGUUCAACAAUUGUUCGAAUGUGGCAGCGUUUGUGAUUGGAGUCACGCAGGGCAUGUCUUACAUCGCGGCCGAAUACUACCUUCCACUAUACUUCCAAUCUGUGAAGGAGGCUUCACCUAUCCGGAGUGGCGUGCUCAUACUGCCUAUCACGCUGUCAGAGGCUGCAUUCGGUAUCAUCACGGCUCUAGUGAUGCAUCAGACGGGCCGUUACAGGGAGAUCAUGUGGAUCGGUACUUUCCUGGUCACGCUUGGCACCGGCCUCUACAUCGCUUUCGACGUUGAUACAAGUCUUGCAAAGCUCGUAGGCUUCAUGCUAAUUGGCGGGAGUGGCUGUGGGUUCCUUUUCGAGGCUCCUGUCAUAGCCCUGCAGAACACGGUUUCCCAAGCAGACACAGCUACGGCUACAGCUACAUUCGGACUACUACGAAACGUGGCAACAUCCGUAUCGAUUGUCAUCGGCGGGGUGGUCUUCCAAAAUAGGAUGAACUCAGAAGCCGUCAAACUACAAGCAGCAGGCUUAAGCGAUAGCCUUAUACAUGCUUUCCGUGGGUCGCAAGCUGCUGCAAGCGUGGACAUCAUCAAGACGAUCACAGAUCAAGUGCAAAGGAGAGCUAUUCAGUCUGCGUUUGCGUCUAGCAUGCGUGACAUGUGGAUACUGUAUGCUUGCAUUGCUGUAGUGGGUCUUAUGGCAGCGCCCUUCAUCAAGCAGACGCUUCUGAGCAAGGAGCAUACAGAGACGAGGACUGGCAUUGAACAGAUGACGAAGAGGGAGGCUCUCUGA